Molecule: messenger RNA, 642 nt
Organism: Mixia osmundae IAM 14324
Lineage: Eukaryota; Fungi; Basidiomycota; Mixiomycetes; Mixiales; Mixiaceae
Exons: 6
Coding region: 1-642 (213 amino acids)
Source: RefSeq, a predicted model, not a curated record
AUGACCCUUCUUUGCAUUGCUUCACUCGUCCUCAGCGUUGUCACAGCUACUGUGCCAAGCUCUUCCCAUGUGUUCUACAGCUCGUCCGAAGCAGCUCUUUCUUCAUGGCCUCCUUUGCAAAUCUUGAACAGCAACGCGACCUUGGCACAAGUCGCCGAGGCCGGCCCAGCUCUGAUCAACUACGAGAUCACCUACUCUUGCCGGGCGAAUUGCUGGUAUCUAGGACCGUUCUUCAUCUCGCCACAUCGUCCUGCCAGUAUCUCUGUGGAGCUCCAGCAAAAGGACAAGAGAGUCGAGCCGCAAGUCAGCUUCUCUUUGCCGUACAUCACAACUCGGGUGGCAUUGCUCGAUAUCGAAGAGGAUCGUGUUCAAUUGGCCAUCGAUGUCAAGGGUCAACGGGGGGUGACACAGCACUGGGAGCUGGGCUGGACAGUCCAAGGCAUGGUCUGCUGUCGAACAUAUUACCGCAUGAAGAUAUGGCUUCACUUGCACAAAGAUCACUAUGAGACGACAGAGCCACGAGUGCAUCGCGAUUGUGCCCCUCUGAUCACAGCAGACUCAACGCGGGAUUGCCAUACUCAGUAUGAGGCGACGGCCGAAUGCGAUGUGAAGGAAUGGCAGACUGACGCCAAUAGCGAUUGA